This is a messenger RNA of Fonsecaea multimorphosa CBS 102226, 2754 nucleotides long. RefSeq lists its product as uncharacterized. Gene Ontology annotation, cellular component: MutLalpha complex. Gene Ontology annotation, biological process: mismatch repair. The record is from RefSeq and is a predicted model, not a curated record. Lineage: Eukaryota; Fungi; Ascomycota; Eurotiomycetes; Chaetothyriales; Herpotrichiellaceae. The coding region runs from base 1 to 2754 and encodes 917 amino acids. Gene Ontology annotation, molecular function: ATP hydrolysis activity; ATP-dependent DNA damage sensor activity; ATP binding. The transcript is spliced from 3 exons.
AUGCCGAUCCAAGCUUUGCCAGAAAACACCGCUCGGGCUCUCGGCUCUUCACUCGUCUUGACUGAUGCCAGAUCUGUUGUCAAAGAGCUCGUUGACAAUGCGCUCGACGCCCGUGCUACAGCAAUCAGCGUGGAGAUAGCCAACAACACUCUAGAUGUCAUCCAGGUCAAAGACAAUGGCACCGGCAUUGGUGUCGAAGAUCGACAGCUCCUCUGCAAGCGAGGCUGUACUUCCAAGAUCCGGUCUCUGGAGGAUCUCGAGCGACUUGGCGGCUCAUCUCUGGGGUUCCGAGGUGAAGCACUAGCCAGCCUCGUGGAACUAAGUCAGGCGGUACUUGUUACUACCCGAGUGGAUGGUGAGGUUGUAGGGACAACUGUCAAGUAUGCUGUCUCGGGGAUGCUCAGUUCUUCUUCGGCCUCUCACCCCGUUGGGACGACGAUUCGUGUGCAGGAUUUCCUCUCCAAAAUACCAGUUAGGAAACAGACGGCGCUCAAGGAAAGUACGAAGACCUUGCAAGCUAUAAGAAAGCUCUUUUUCUCGUUCGCGUUCGCCAGACCGGAAGUGCGGCUCUCGUUCAAAGUGCUGAAAGGAAAGAAUGACAAGUUCAAUUGGACUUAUGCACCCACCUUGACAGCUUCAGUUACUGAGGUGGCAACGAAGAUCGUGGGCAAAGAUAUUGUUUCUGAAUGUACCGCACACAGUAUCUGUUCGGACGAUUGUGAUGUCGACCUUGACAGUGGCUGGAAAUUCAAUGCUCUUUUGCUAUCGGCUACUUCAGCUUCUGCCAAUGCUCGCAAUGCUGGGCAAUACAUGUCUAUCGACGGCCGACCUAUGAAUUCGGAUAGAGGCACAAUGCGGGAGGUGGCCAAGUCUUACAAGCGUCACCUGCGGAAGACUCUCUCAUCCUCAGAGAGCGCUUCGGGCUCGAGACCCUUCCUCUUACUGCAGAUCCAAUGCCCUGCCCAGAGCUACGACGUCAAUGUGGAGCCCACCAAGGAUGAAGUCCUUUUCAAUCGGCCCGAUCAGUUGCUGUCUCUAGCGGAAUGCUUGUUUAACCGGGCAUAUCCUGGGCUUGAGAGAAGCGCUAUUGAUGUACCGGAGGAUGACCGGGCAGCAGGAUCUCCAGCGAUUGUGUCCACGUCGACCCAACAUACCAGUCGUCUAGGCCUUGCCGAAGUUCAAGAGGAGAACAAUUCAUUACAGCAUGAAGACCCCCUUAUCGCAGCCGACAUGGAGGAAACACUGACCAGCAGAUCAAGCGUGCGCAACCCCUUUACAAUUGCUGCAAUGAAUGCACAAGUCAAGCCCGGAAGGAUGGACAUGAGCCAAGCCAGAGCAAUGUCUGAUGCGGACCGAAAUACGCUGGCAGAUAGAGAAAAGGCCGUGACGGCUGACGAUGUUUGCGCAACCGCGGCAGCCUCGCGAAACCCUUCAGAAUCCCCGUCAGGCGCUGUUGAAACCAGUCCCUCGCCAUCUCCCAGACCAGGCCCGCCCAUGAGACGACGAGUCAACACUACGACACGGGUAGAAAACGAGGAAGCAGACACGCAAAUCUCAGAUGACGGCAAUAGUGUUACCAUGCCACAGAGGUUGAACUUGCAGGAAUGGCUGACCCCAGACCCUCUAUCACAUCUACCCUCUGGCUCGAACGUCAUCUCUCGGAAUAUAAAAGGCUCAGAUCCACGCAAUAAAAAUAUCGGUGCCUCGGACACGAGGUCAAGAUCUGAUAUUGACUUGUCAUCGUCCUCGUCCACCUCUCAGACGCGUCGGGGAUGGGGACCGGGCCAGAAACUUUUCAAGGUGCCUUUCAAACGUCAAGAUCUAACUGCACCCUCUGGAAUCGAGCCUCUCACGCCACCUUCAACUGUCCGCAGUCAUCACCAGCUGUCAUUACUGCAGGAUCUUCGAGAUGUUCCUGCGGUAUCUGAGCCGAGCGAAGCUGACAGUGAAGAUGUCCAUUCUGAUCAGUGGGUUCAACCGAGGAGGGCCAGCGCUAGUCUUGCCACAUCUCCAGAAACCGGGCCUCGACAGCAGAACUCCGAACUGGAAGAGAUUAUGGAUUUCGAGCACAGAAAGAAAGCCGCAAUAGCUCAUCAGAGAAGAGCUAUGAGGGGUCUCACAUCUGCUUCUCUCGGGGGGCUGGGUAGAUCGAGCCAGCCCGUGUCAAGUUCUGCAUCGGCGUCAGCAUCGGUUUCCGGCGAGUCAACACAGAGUGCAAGCAUUGAGGAUUAUGGUACGAAAUUUGGACCCUCGGACUCUCGAGUCACGAUACCGUCAAGCUCGAACCCACAUCGCAACCGCUACCUAAAGGCGCUGCAGGACUUGUUGCAUGCUCAUCCACAGCCAGGGGGUGAGCUGCAACUCGAGUCCGAGGAGCAGAGCUACACAUCAGAGACACAUAUACGAGACCACGAUCUGGGUGAAUCCGAGCUCCCUCCCGACGACCCACGAGCUUAUUUAAUCAGACAAAGACAAGGGCAGAGAAGCGCCGCCGCCAACGGAAAGAUCUACCGCACAAAAUCAUCCAAAUUACCCCUCGAGACAAUCCCACCGGGCUCGACGACGGUCAAUCUUGUUCUCACCACGAAUGCCUUGGACCUCAAGGACAACUCCAAAGGCGUAUUAUAUCGACGCCAAGUCCAGACCCUGGCCAGGACUGAUCCGUACAUUACCCGUGGCCAAACACAUUACAUAGAUUUCGACGACUGCCACGACGCAUCAUCGAUCGACACAACAUGGGCAUCUAUUUUAUGA